This is a messenger RNA of Rhododendron vialii, 3073 nucleotides long. RefSeq lists its product as uncharacterized. Gene Ontology annotation, biological process: nuclear-transcribed mRNA poly(A) tail shortening; regulation of DNA-templated transcription. Lineage: Eukaryota; Viridiplantae; Streptophyta; Magnoliopsida; Ericales; Ericaceae. The coding region runs from base 104 to 2785 and encodes 893 amino acids. The transcript is spliced from 16 exons. Gene Ontology annotation, cellular component: CCR4-NOT core complex; P-body; nucleus. The record is from RefSeq and is a predicted model, not a curated record.
CAUACAAAGAUUAGACUUAACUAGAUGAGACCUAUCCCACGGCCACAGGCCCAAAUUCCCCUCCUCCCCACCUGCGACAUUCUCGAAGAGUUUCAGUUUGACAAUGGGAGCUAGCCGAAAGCUACAGGGUGAGAUCGAUCGGGUUCUGAAGAAAGUUCAAGAGGGCGUCGAUCUUUUUGACAGUAUCUGGAACAAGGUUUAUGAUACGGACAAUGCGAAUCAGAAGGAGAAGUUCGAGGCCGAUCUCAAGAAGGAGAUCAAGAAACUCCAGAGGUACCGAGACCAGAUCAAAACAUGGAUUCAGUCCAGCGAGAUCAAGGAUAAGAAGGUUAGUGCCUCUUAUGAGCAGGCUCUGAUGGAUGCUCGUAAGCUCAUCGAGCGUGAGAUGGAAAGAUUUAAGAUAUGCGAAAAGGAAACUAAGACAAAAGCGUUCUCGAAGGAAGGCCUGGGCCAACAACCUAAAACGGAUCCGAAGGAGAAGGCUAAAUCAGAAACAAGAGAUUGGUUGAACAACGUGGUGGGAGAGAUGGAAUCUCAAAUUGAUAACUUUGAAGCUGAGAUUGAGGGGCUUUCUGUUAAGAAAGGGAAAACGAGGCCGCCCAGAUUGACACAUUUAGAGACUUCAAUCGCCCGCCACAAGGCUCAUAUAAUGAAGUUAGAAUUGAUUUUGAGACUAUUGGACAAUGAUGAAUUGAGUCCUGAGCAGGUCAAUGAUGUUAAGGAUUUCUUGGACGACUAUGUGGAGCGCAAUCAGGAUGACUUUGAUGAAUUUAGUGAUGUUGACGAGCUUUACAGCUCUUUGCCAUUAGACAAGGUGGAGACUCUUGAAGAACUAGUUAUAAUUGGUCCUCCUGGUCUUGUUAAGGGUGCUGGUGCCGUUACUGCAAUUUUAAGCGUGAAAAAUUCAUUGGCGACAUCCCCAACUCUGCAACUGGGUAUUCCCAUUCAAGAGCAAGCUGAAGAGACAGCUUCCCACGAAAGUAACUCUGAUAUUGUUGCAAGGUCUCCACCGCCUAAAAAUAGUCCAACUAGUUCUUCUGCAACAUCACCAACAGGGAGCCACGUAACUCAUGGUGCUGUGAGCACUUCAACCCCUUAUUUGUCUGGUGCAUCAACUGCUUCAGUAAUCCUUGCAGGUCCAAAUACUAUUCGAGGUGUGUUGGAAAAUGCAAGUGCUUCCCUGUCUUCAUCUGCUGUGAAUGUGUCUAAUUCUUCCAAGGAGGAAGAGACCGCAAGCUUCCCUGGUCAUAAGUUCUCUCCAGCUCUUACUGAAACUGAAGUAGGGGGUCCUGGUAGGGAUGGCCUAACCAACCACCCAUCUACUAGUGCAGUUCUGACUUCUGGGAUUGCAAUUCCUACCACCGGAGCUAUUGGUGCUGUUUCUUUAGUCUCUGAAAUGGUGACGAGAAAUACAUUGGGAGCUGAUGAGAGACUUGGGAGUACUGGAGUGGUGCAGCCUUUGGUUUCCCCAGUAAGUAAUAGGGUGAUCUUGCCACAGGCUGUCAAGGCUACUGAUGGAGCUGGUACGGCCGAUGGUGGCAAUAUUGGCGAGGGUGCAGUUAUGGCUGGCAGGGUCUUCUCCCCCUCUGCAGUUCCUGGUAUACAAUGGAGGCCUGGAAGUCCAUUUCAGAACCAGAGUGAAGUUGGGCAGUUCCGUGGAAGAACUGAAAUUGCUCCUGACCAGAGGGAGAAGUUUUUGCAGCGCUUCCAGCAGGUACAGCAACAAGGCCAGAGUAAUCUGCUUGGCAUGCCUUCUCUUGGUGGGGGAAAUCCAAAGCAGUUCUCUGCACAACAGAACCCACUCUUACAGCAGUUCAAUUCUCAAAGCACCUCUGUCUCACCUCAAGGUGGGUUGGGACUUGGAGUCCAAGCAUCAGGUCUUACUGCUGCUGCAUCUUCCUCACAACAGCAGCCAAUUCCAAUCCACCAACAGUCUGCUCCGCAGGCAUUGAUAUUGACAGGAUCAAAAGAUGCUGGAUUUGGUCAUGCAAAAGCUGAGGUGACGCAACAACGGCCAACUCAGUCUGAUGAUUCAACUACAGAUCCUACUUCAACCACUGGGCUGGGAAAGAAUCUCAUUAAUGAUGAUGAUUUGAGAGCUUCUUUUACAUUAGAUACGCCGGCAGGAGUAUCCGGCUCUUUGACAGAGCCUGCCCAAGUGCCAAGGGAUAUUGAUAUUUCUCCUGGACAACCUUUGCAAUCCAAUCAACCCUCUGGCAGCCCUGGUGUUAUUGGUCGUAGAAGCAUUUCAGAUCUUGGCGCAAUUGGUGAUAACAUUGGUGGAUCAUCUGCAAAUUCUGGUGGAAUGCGUGACCAAGUACACAAUUUGCAGAUGCUUGAGGCUGCUUUCAACAAACUUCCUCAACCCAAAGACUCUGAACAUGCAAAGAGCUAUAUUUCGAUGAACCCUGCAGUGACUCCUCCUAGCUAUCCUCAAGUACAGGCACCUAUUGUCAAUAAUCCUGCAUUCUGGGAACGACUGGGAGCUGAAAAUAAUGGCAUUGAUACCUUGUUUUUUGCAUUUUAUUAUCAGCAGAAUACUUAUCAUCAAUAUUUGGCUGCAAAAGAGUUGAAGAAGCUAUCGUGGAGAUAUCAUAGGAAAUACAAUACAUGGUUUCAACGGCAUGAGGAGCCAAAAGUCACCACUGAUGAGUAUGAGCAGGGGAUAUAUGUAUACUUCGAUUACCAUAUCAACAACGGUGAUACGCAACGUGGAUGGUGCCAAAAAAUCAAGACUGAAUUCACUUUCGAGUACAACUAUCUUGAAGACGAACUUGUUGCAUAGAAAAUGUACAGAACCCUCUACACUGACGAUCAUAUGUUACCUUCCAGCUGUUAGUGCCGAUGCUGACAGACUCAAAACUUCCUUAUAGUCAACUAAGUUUUGAAUGAAUUUUCAACUUGAAAAGCCAUUUAUGAAAGGCCGUCUACAUUCUUGGCAUUUUAUUUGUUUUUUCCCUAUCCUGAUGAAGGAUAAAUCAUUAAAUCCAUCUUGUCCUUUGUAUUUCUAAUUCCCCGUGACAUUGUCUUUUUCCUGCAAUAUCAUACUGACAAAUCGUAUAUCGACUUGAAA